CCAGACGGUGGAUUGAACCAACGUUUGAAGCUGCGAAUUCAGUCGGUUGCCGACGCUGGUGGAAAACGGUUUAGCUUUUCGCAUUUUCCCGCGAGUUGGUCUGAUCUCACGCGUUUCCAGACGGUCCCCGUACUUGAAAACCUUAGAGAUUGAGGUGCGAUUAGUGCGGUUGUACUUCGAUGAGUUGUUGCCGGGUGCGUUUUUGUGGUUCUGGUGAAGGCCAGAGAUAAUGUUCCACCACAGGAGCUAAGUGCAAUUGGUGCUCCCGAUACAACCAGGCGAAGCAAACUGCCGAAAUCUAGUGUUUAUCUAGCAAUAAGGAAGAUCACGGAGUGCGCGGGUUGUUCUCGGGAAAGUUAAUUGUGCUGGGCCGUUUCCCGAAAGGGUAGGCAGUUUUUGCGGGACCGUUGAAUUGGAUUUGGCGCUGGAAUUGACGCGCUUUAGUGUUGUUGACUGGAGAGGUUACCUCACAACGGGAUCCGUGCGAGGGUAGUAAAUUAUUUCGUUUAUUUGCUGUGAAGAAGCCUCUGUCAGUAGUGUUCUGUCGGGAAAAAAGGGAUUGUGGCAGAAAGUUUAUAAUUUAAUCUGCAAGCUGGAAAUUGGAUUCCUAGCGAGAGAGAGAGAGAGAGGAAGAGGAAAUGUGAUUCGGCUGAGUUUAGUGAAAUUUUGGAUAGUUAAAACCGAAAUGGGUUUCCUAGCUCAAUUUGUGCAAGUUUGCAUUCAAUAAGGAUCGCCUGCGAGUUGGAAUUAGGAAGUUUGCGGGGAUAAGAUAUUGUGAAGUGAACUUUUAGACGACAGUUCCAGCGAUGGAACUGUGGCGCUUGAUACCGAACGGAACGGAAUCGGUUACGGUGGACGCUCAACAGAUAUUGGGCUUUCCCUCGGUGAUAUCCUCGACGGUGGAGGACAUCUUUGGCUCCAAUCGGAUACAGAAGUCGAUUCGGAUGCUGGAAUCAACGGAGGCGACGGCAUUUGGAGAUGUGUCCGUGGAUCACGUGGAUGAAUACGAACCGUACGCGGACCGGUUGGAGACCUACAUAGUGCCGGUGGUGUUUGCCAUCAUAUUCAUCGUGGGCAUUCUGGGCAAUGGAACCCUGGUUAUCAUCUUUCUGCGGCAUCGAGCCAUGCGAAACAUUCCAAACACCUACAUUUUCUCGCUGGCUUUGGCAGACCUUCUGGUUAUCUUCGUGUGCGUUCCGUUGGCGUCGAUAAUAUACACCCUGGAAUCGUGGCCCUGGGGUGUCACUCUGUGUCGCGUGACCGAGUGCUUCCGAGAAAUCAGCAUCGGCGUUUCGGUGUUCACCCUUACUGCCCUGGCAGCCGAUCGAUACUGCGCCAUUGUCAACCCUUUACGAAAGCUGCAGACUCGCCCAGUCACGGUCAUUGUGGCGGUGCUCAUCUGGUUGCUGGCGAUUGCUUUCGCCAUUCCCUCGGCAGCCAUCUCGGACGUGGUGGUGGUGAAAAUUGAGUCCAACAAAACCAUCGAAUAUUGUUCACCGUUCGGACAGCCAAGCGAAAGCGCUACAGCUUACACCAAAUACAAAACCAUCAUCAAUUCGGUCAUUUACUACUUCCUUCCGCUGGCCAUCAUCGGCAUCCUGUACAUCCUGAUGGCGUACCGAUUGCACGUCAGCGCCCGGGACAUGCCAGGAGAGAACGCCGGCCCGCAGAGUCGUUCCCAGGCCAGGGCCCGGAGACACGUGGCACGGAUGGUGAUUACCUUCGUGGUGGUUUUCAUCAUCUGCUUCCUGCCGCACCACGUGUUCCAGCUGUGGUUCCAUCUGAAUCCGAACUCCCUGUUCGAGUAUGACGAUUUCUGGCACAUCCUGCGGAUAACCGGCUUCCUUUUGAGUUUUCUCAACUCAUGCAUCAACCCGGUGGCCCUGUACUGCGUUUCCGGCGUAUUUCGGCAGCACUUCCACCGGUACCUGUGCUGUCGGCAGAUGUCCGUUCAGCGGCGCAUCGGCAUGUCCUCGGUUGGCAAUGCUUGCGAAACGAGUUUUGUGUCGACGAUUCGACGCUCGCAGCAUAACCACAGCAUCCGGAAGUCCCUGUCGGUUCACUCGGUCCAGAGCACGAAGAGGUGAGACAGCGUGCGGCUGAUGGUGUAUUUCCAGGAUGGCCAUUCCGGUGGCAAACGUGGCGGUCCAACCAUACGGAAGUAAGUGGCGAAAUUAAGUGAGAAGAUAGGUGGGGGAUAGCGAACGUGGGGGCGAAUUGUGAUUUCUCGUGCACAUAGGAGGAAAUUAAUAGCUCAAAUUGAGGGACCGACCGUUCAAUUCGCGUUUUGUGUUAGAGAAACGUCAUUCGAAUCAUCUCAAUGGAAAUCAAAAAGUUUAUUGGAUGGUUAGAAGUUGGUAAAAGUGGUCAUAGAUCAACAAUAAAUUGUAUUUGCUUUAAAUACUCUGAAAGAAUCUCUGCCAAUAAGAAGUGUUAUGUUUAUGGUUUUACGUAGUAUCAUAAUUCAGGUUCGAGCUCACGGUGCUUAAUUUACCAAUAUUACCAAAACGAAAAAAAAAGCCAUCAUAACUUACACAGCCUGUUCGGACAACUUUGGACCGUUUUAAAAGAAACCGUUAGACGUUAUUUUGAGUUACACUCGUUAGAAGAACAGUUAAAUCAUUGCAUUUCUAUACCAAAAACCGUCAAUAAUAUAAAAAAAUUCCUAUUGGAUCAUAUCUACAUGGUUACUUACAGAAUCAAGCGUUUUGAGGCACUAUGGAGUUGAUAUUAUUUCAUAAUCAUAAACAAAUGCCAUUUUAAAACAUACAGUGCUAGACAAUACAUUUGCUAUUUUUCGAUUUUUUUUUACAAAAUGGUCAA
Aedes aegypti (yellow fever mosquito) is the source of this 2823-nucleotide messenger RNA. Its product is annotated as neuropeptide CCHamide-2 receptor. Gene Ontology annotation, molecular function: G protein-coupled peptide receptor activity. Gene Ontology annotation, cellular component: membrane. Lineage: Eukaryota; Metazoa; Arthropoda; Insecta; Diptera; Culicidae. The record is from RefSeq and is a predicted model, not a curated record. The coding region runs from base 807 to 2087 and encodes 426 amino acids. Gene Ontology annotation, biological process: G protein-coupled receptor signaling pathway. The transcript is spliced from 6 exons.